Molecule: messenger RNA, 1238 nt
Organism: Owenia fusiformis
Lineage: Eukaryota; Metazoa; Annelida; Polychaeta; Sabellida; Oweniidae
Source: the annotation of a GenBank genome assembly
AUGCGUCGUGCUAGUCUCGAAAGAUCCUGUGCAUCUGAUAUACUAACCGAGCAACUGACGCCAAUAUAUGACAGACAAGCACAAUACAAUGAUACAUUCGCUACACUGACAAAAGAUGACGCUAUAUUCGUCAUUGUGCUUACAUAUCAAGGAUGUGGCUCGAGCUAUCUUGUGGAUAUCCUAAAUCGGAAUCCUGAUGUCUUCUACAUGUACGAGCCAUUCCGCCUCAUGAAAGAUAAGGGGAUGCCAUUUCCACGUCCAAUAGAGGCGGACCGAGAUAUACUCCAGAAAGAGGUCCAAAUGUAUGAACAAUUGAACAGAUGUGAGUUGGAUAGACUUCCAAUUGGUAGCAAUCUGAUGGAAGAUGAGAUGGUUGUUGAAUAUAAUCGCCCAAUGGAGAGAUACAGUAGCUGUCUUAAAUUGAAGAAGCCAGUUGAUUACUGCAUUCAAGAAGCUGUGGAUAUUUGCACUAACAGAAAGGUGAAGAUGACAAAAGUAGUCCGUGGAACUAUGGAAGGAAUUGGCGCGUUUUUAGAGAAGCAGACGACAACUAAAAAUAUCAAAAUAAUCCAUUUAUUACGUGACCCUCGGGGCGAAAUCAACUCAAGAAUGCAUACAAAGUGGGCGGGUUAUAAACACCUGUCCUUUAAGAAAAAGCGGAUUUUUGUUAGAGAUAUGUGUGAUCGAAUGAGCAAAGAUGUCCUAAUUCGACAAAAACUAGAAAAAUUAUACCCAGGAGUCUUUAUGAAUAUAACACACGAGGAAUACAGCUCCCAUCCAAAAUUAUUUUACGAAAUAUUCAAAUUCAUCGGCUUGAAGCUAGAGAUUAACGAGUUUGUGCCGAUAAUUGAAUCCGGUGGCUUUGAUGUAAACAAAUGGGUGAAAGAUCUUGAUAGAGAUAUAGCGGAAAUGAUUGAUGAAGUUUGUGCAAAAACAUAUGCGCAAAUUGGAUAUACACCUAUGAGUAUAAAAGAUAUGAGCGUCCGACAUGUCCGAGAUUGAAGCAUUAAUGCAGGUAUCCGAUAGUGGCAGAUUUUGGACACUAUUGCAUCUGUUACAGUUUGGUGGAUCACUAACAAAAUCACCCAAAGAGCCAUCUGCUAUAUGAUGAAUACUGUAUCUUUACUUACGGCGACGUUUCGUUACGUGCUCCACUACUCCAGGACUUAUAGGGGACAAGGUGGAUGUCCAACGAGUCAUGAAUCCUUCCCCGUUUAAAUAUGUAUUGGAUUAUCCGA